Messenger RNA from Corylus avellana, 1657 nucleotides. Its product is annotated as Syntaxin/t-SNARE family protein. Lineage: Eukaryota; Viridiplantae; Streptophyta; Magnoliopsida; Fagales; Betulaceae. Gene Ontology annotation, cellular component: membrane. Gene Ontology annotation, biological process: Golgi vesicle transport. The record is from RefSeq and is a predicted model, not a curated record.
GGUUUUUUGAAAUGGCUUCGAGUUUUGAUCGGUGGGAGAAGGAUCCCUUCUUCUCUGCGGCCGAGGAAGUUCAGGAAUCUGCGGACAGCCAAGAAAAAAGUGCUGAAAAGAUUAGAAGAAUUGAACCGUAAUUUGAAUUUUGAAUCGUAUUACACGGUUUUAUUGGUAGGAUUUUGAGCGUUGGCUUUUGUUCUUUUAAGCCCCAAAAAAUGAAAGCUUGUGAUUUAGAUUUUCUUCUUUUCUAUGAUUUUCCCCACAUUUUGUCGCAACCAAAUGCAGCAUUGGGUCUUUUUUUUCCCCUAUUGUGUAUACCAGGCUCUUUGGUUCGCUCAAACACGGACAGAUGUAUGGUUAUUCAUCGCAGGAUGGAAUCUACGUAUAGAACUUGGAUUCACGCAAAGAAAGACUCUUCUGGUAUGUGGGAUUCUGAAGAACUCUGCCGGGAUCUUCAUACUGCCCAUGGCACUACCAAAUGGCAGUUAGAAGAGUUUGGACGGGCUGUCCAGUCAAGUUACGGUAAAAGCUCAAGUGACGAUGCAAGAGCCAGGCACCAUGAAUUUAUAAUCGCAAUAGAAGACCAGAUUUCGAAAAUUGAAAAUUCAUUACAAGAAUCCGCUCUUUCAGAGGGCAAGGCAUCAUUGCCUUGGGUGCGUUUAGAUGAAGGAGAAUGCGAUGAACUCGCAUUGUUUCUUUCGGGACCAUCGACAUCUGAGGACAAAACUCCUGUAAAAAGUAAUCAAAGGGAUAUUGAAAGUUCACAAGUGACAGAUAAAGAUUCACCCCCUGAUUGUUUAAAGAACUCACGCCAUUCAGCUGAGUUGGGUUCCGUGGAGGCUAGGGAUGAUAAGUCACAUGGGCAUAGGAGGACCGCUAGUGCUAAUGCUGACAUUGGUUCUUGGAAGAUUGUCGUGCCUGACGAUGUAAACCAGCAGAAUUCUUUUAAUGGGCAGACUGGGUUACCUGUACGGAAGAUCCCUAGUUUAUCAGGAUUCCUAGGUUCCAUGGAAUCUGCAUCAAAGUUGAAGUGGCCGAAGAAUGGUUUCAGGAAGUGGAAGGCAAUGGAAGGCCAACAAGCAGCUGAUACUGCACUAUUGCGAUCUCCUCAGUUGUCUAGGGGCAUUAAUGCAUGCUAUGAAAGGAGCAAGAGUUGCCUGGAUAGUUGUGAUGAUUGUUAUGAUAAGCAACUUUAUGGCUGGUAUGGAGCUAUUCAGAGACAACUUCAAAGGUCUCAGUACCAGAUGCAAUAUAGCCGGCCUGUUCAAGUGAUUUUUUGGAUUGUUAUUCUCUUAUGCUUGAUUGUUUUAGUUGCAUUCCGUGCGGUGUAGAAGGAUCUACGUUCGUUCUUCAUCUGGCAUUUUGUAGAUGGUGGCAGUAUUUGGAUCAGUGGAGAUCUCGGGGAAUGUGAAUGUCACUGGAUUUUGAUGGAAGGAAAGGUCUUGUCAUUCUUUGGCACACAAUAUCAAGUGCUGGGUGGUUAGGGUAGCCCCUUCUCCGCUAUUUUUUUUCUUCUUAAUUUUCCUUUCCAAUUUUGAUUUCUUUGAUGAAGGGGUAAACUCCAUUGUAUCGUAAGAGGCAAGGAAAAUGGCAAAGAAAGUUGGCAUAGGGUUGUAAUUCAAAACAUGCGAGAUUUCUGCGUAUAUAUAAGUAUUUUAGUGGA